Messenger RNA from Aspergillus pseudotamarii, 2753 nucleotides. It is a transcript of the gene abd1, whose product is annotated as mRNA (guanine-N7)-methyltransferase. Gene Ontology annotation, cellular component: nucleus. Gene Ontology annotation, molecular function: mRNA 5'-cap (guanine-N7-)-methyltransferase activity. Lineage: Eukaryota; Fungi; Ascomycota; Eurotiomycetes; Eurotiales; Aspergillaceae. Gene Ontology annotation, biological process: 7-methylguanosine mRNA capping. The record is from RefSeq and is a predicted model, not a curated record. The transcript has 5 exons. Bases 549 to 2474 code for a protein of 641 amino acids.
AUGACAAUGCGCUAAACCUUUGUGCUGGUCCGCCAGUCUUGACUCUCUGUCUUGACACCCUACUUACAGCGGCGUAUGUCAUACAAAGUCGAAAGAAAGAUAUGAAGGAAAGCCGAUGGUUACUCCAUCAAGCCUGUUACUCCAUGAUCCGAGUCAUUUCAAGCACGUAGAACGAUGUCUCUCCUUUUUUUCUUUUAGCUUGAUCAUAAGGUUUCGCCAGCCCCCGUUUUGAUAUGGGCAAGAACGAGGUAAUAUACAACGCACAUAUAGCGCUACCUUUCCUUCGAUAUUCGAUGCACGCUACCUUUCAUGGAGACUUCCGGUGACACUGUCACGAUGAACAAAGACAAUGAUGUGCUCAAGAUGAUCGACUCCCGGAUGCGGUCAAAGGAAACCCAGUUUGCGCAACGCAGGCUUAACCAUAACCAGGGUCAGGAAAGAGCGCAUCGUCGCAAGCUGUUCCUUUGACUCUCGCUUUAGACAAGUUCCAUUGAUAACCAUGAAUCUUCCAAAGUGUCGAGAAAUAACAACCACCCGAACUGCGCGUCAUGGCUGAUGAGAAUCCGCAAGCGCAAGGUGCGGAAGGCGGAGGCAGUAAGGGUAGGAGGAGCAGUAUGUACGAUCCUGCACGGGACUCUUGGGAGGCUCAGCAAUCAUCGGCCGUACCAUCAACACAACCGCAACCUGCUCAAUCCGUUUCAGCUCUGGAUAAUCCACCGGCGCAAGAGUCUUUUCCUUCGGUUCUCGGUGAACCUUCCCCGACGACGCAGUCCGCGGUGCGAAACACAACGUCCGCUCAUCAAGAACAAAUUUCUCGCGAUCUACUCCCACUAUCAAUCGAAUCCGAGAACACAGGGCAGAAACCAUCGCGAUUGUCAGACGCAUACAUAUCACCUAGCAACUCCAUAAUGUCUAGCCCACAAGCAGCCAGUCCAGCCCCGGAGUCUACCGAGACUCACAAUGGAGCUCUUGCCUCUCCUACGGCUGUACAGGAGGAGCCAAGACCUGGGUAUUCCAAGCGCAGGCGUCUCCAAGAACGACAUCAACAACUACGAAAGCGUGGCAGAACACCCCCGUCAGCUUACGCUCGUCGCGACAUGAAUGAGACGGCGCAGCAGUCCAACCGUAAUGAAUCGUCAAACAGAUCUCCCUCACCCCUCGCUCCACCGCGUUCUCCAUCGCCCGAUGCACAGGCGCGCAAGCGCAAGCGCCCUGGCGGUGGUGCCCGGAAGGGAUUGGUUGAUCGCGAAACUCUGCGUCGGAAACAGGAAGAAAAAGAGCGCGCCGAGCAAGAGGAAGCCAUGCGAUUUUCUCAGAAUCGUGGGGUGACUGACAUUGUCCGUCACCACUACAAUGCUGUACCCCAGCGCGGAAGAGAGUGGCGAAAGACCGAGAGUAAGAUUAAAGGCCUACGAAGCUUCAACAACUGGAUCAAAAGCACUCUCAUUCAGAAGUUCUCACCCGAUGAGGAGUUCGUGUCUAGGUCCAUUGGCACCAAGGACUGGGCUGAUGACACCGCCCCGCCCUCCAUGGAACAUAAACGUCUGUUGGUUGUAGAUCUGGGGUGUGGCAAGGGGGGUGACUUGGGCAAGUGGCAACUAGCUCCUCAACCCGUGGACCUCUAUGUUGGGCUGGAUCCAGCCGAGAUUUCUAUCGUCCAAGCGCGCGAGCGUUACAACGGUAUGCGGACUGGGCGUGGGCCAAGGGGGCGACGUGGGCCUCUCUUCCAUGCCGAGUUCGCUCCUAAGGAUUGCUUUGGGGAGUAUCUGGGGGAUGUCCCUAUUGUUCAACAAGUAGGCAUUGACCCCAAUGCCGGGCCAGGUGGAUCGGUGAUGAGUUCACGCUGGGGCGGCGGUGGUUUCGAUGUGGUAGCAUCUAUGUUCACGAUUCAUUACGCAUUUGAAAGCGAGGAGAAAGCAAGACAGAUGCUGCGCAAUGUAGCUGGGUGUCUUAAGAAGGGCGGCCGAUUCCUGGGAGUUUGCCCCAAUUCGGACGUCAUCAGUGCACGAGUAGCGGAGAUGAAUGCGAAGCGCAAGGAGCGCGAGACUGCAGCAAAGAAAGAGGAGGAGGAGGCAGAGCCUGAGGAUGGAGAGGUUGAAGAGGACGAUAAUAAGAUUGAAUGGGGCAAUUCAAUCUACAGAGUUCGAUUCUCGGGUGAUACUCCUGAAGAUGGAAUCUUCCGGCCUCCUUUCGGAUGGAAAUACAGCUAUUUCAUGGAAGAGGCCGUGGAAGAAAUCCCGGAGUAUGUUGUGCCUUGGGAAGCUUUUCGAGCAUUAACGGAGGAUUACAACCUCGAGCUCCAGUAUCGGAAACCAUUCUUGGAGGUCUGGGAAGACGAGAAAGACGAUCAAGAGCUGGGUCCCUUGAGUGAACGCAUGGGCGUUAGGGAUCGAAACACCGGCGCCCUACUCAUGACCGAAGAAGAGAAGGAGGCAGCCAGUUUCUAUCACGCAUUCUGCUUUUACAAAGUCUAGUUUUCCUAGAUGUGUAUACACUUCGACCGUCUAUCAACCCAAUUUCUCUCCAAGCUCUUUGGCGCAUAUGGUACAUGUCACUCAAUCACUAGCUCACAUUGCUAUGUACCAUUAGACUCCACAAUAAGCCCAAACCGAGGCGAUGACAUAUAUAAUAAAUAAAUUCAAUGAUACGAUACCCACCGUCAAGUAACCACCCGUAGACCCGGGCAACCUCUACCUUAUCCCCCAAGCCAGACACCUCCAGGCUCAGCUAAGUAGUAGAAAGAUGUAUAACCU